Messenger RNA from Morchella sextelata, 1326 nucleotides. RefSeq lists its product as uncharacterized. The transcript has 5 exons. The record is from RefSeq and is a predicted model, not a curated record. Bases 1 to 1326 code for a protein of 441 amino acids. NCBI's taxonomy places the organism in Eukaryota, Fungi, Ascomycota, Pezizomycetes, Pezizales, Morchellaceae.
AUGGCAGAGGCGCUUGGCAUUGUUGGCAGCUCUACCGCGGUCCUUCAACUUGCGACAAAGCUUGUCUCCCUGGGUUACGAAUACAUCUCGGGCUUGAAGGAUGCGCCAAGAGAGAUCAGACAGCUACUGAACGAGCUUCACUCAUUUUCUCAGAUUCUUUUCAAUUUACGGGACUUCGUUCGAGAUAGAGCAGCGGACAUUCAGCAAGAAAUCCUAACGAUGCUCGAUGGCCAAAAUGGGCUACUGUCUGAACGUCUAAAGGAACUCAAGAGAAUUCAGUUAAAAAUUGAGCCGAAGAUUGAUCAAGGAGCAAUUGACCACUCUGUUCGGGAUACAAAUCGUAUUGCCAGCAACCUCCAAGCCAACGCCCUGGCACAGACCGCUCUGACUACAGCCAUCGAUAAGUCGGUUGGGGAUACAAAUCGUAUUGUUCACAACCUUCAGGCAGAAUCUUCAGCACAUAUUGUUCUGUCGGGAUCAAUUCUAGGAUCUAUUCAUACCGAGGCUGUAGAAUCCCAGGCGGUCCGAAACCAAGUUGAAGAGAGAGAAAGGGUGAAGAGGUGCAAUGAUGUGCUCGAGUGGCUAUCGAAAACACUCGGCAAUUUUGACAAUAAACAUCCUGAGAUUAGUAGGGAAAGAAGAGUCAAUACCGGAAAAUGGCUUUUGAGGGAGCCUGCUUUUGAGAGUUUUAUGAAAGGAGAUCCGGAUUUUCUGCUAUUAUGGGGUUACGGAAUUCGUACCUCAAUGGUUAUCGAUCAUCUUAAAGAGAACGCUUCAAUCAAAAGAUACGGGGUAGCCUAUAUCUACUUCGACUUCGCGGACCAAGCUCGACAAAAACCGAUUUCUAUUUUAGCAAAUCUACUAAAACAACUCGCGAAUCAAAUACAGGAACUACCUCUAGAACUAGAGGAGUUAUACACAAAGUCAGAGCGAGCAAGUGAAACCCCCACGUUACAAGACCUACAGAGAAUUCUUCUUGUAUUAUCAAACACUUUCAGUCGGGUAUUUCUCAUAUUUGAUGCGUUGGAUGAAUGUAACGAAGAUACCCAGCGAAAAGAACUUCUCCCUCUAUUUCUCAACCUUUCAAAACUUGGCACAGGUCGAAUCAGCAUAUUUUUGACGAGCCGGCCACACCCAGAAGAUAUUCGAGACUCUUUCAAAGGCACAGCACAGAUUGAACUAAGGGCUAGGGAUGAGGAUAUGGAAAUCUAUAUCAAGGAGAAAAUAGAUGAGAGCCCACGCUCACGACGCCUUCUCGGGCAGAAAGACUUGGAAUCUAAGAACAAAAUUAUAUCAGACCUCACAGACUGUGCUAAGGGGAUGUGA